Molecule: messenger RNA, 1803 nt
Organism: Spirodela intermedia
Lineage: Eukaryota; Viridiplantae; Streptophyta; Magnoliopsida; Alismatales; Araceae
Source: the annotation of a GenBank genome assembly
AUGGUAGGAGCAGUUAAGAACCCUAGAGCGGGGCCUCACCACGACGACGACAGCGGGAGCGGUGGACCCUAUCCCGUCCUCGCCGCCGUUUACUCUUUCACAGUCGCCAACGAGAUCCGCGGCGACAGAGAUGAGCCCGUGCGGCAGUUAAGCUGGUCUUGCCGUGAGGUCGACUCCGGCGAACCGACGGCCGACGAGGGCGCGGCGCCGCCGGCGGCAAGGGCUACGCGCACACCGCAUGCUCCCCAUGCAAGACAAUGAACGAGGACCCUCGCCUCGCUCUGUGAGGACGAUGCUGCGAUCGGAGAGUGUGGGGACGUGAAAUUGACAGCCGUCGACGAGACUGCUCAGAAGUCAACAUCAUAUGCUUAGUUUAACGGUGAGAGAGAGUUGACUUCUGGGUCAUCCGUCACCAUCUUCCACGGAUGUCGACGUUUGACGACUUCCUAUUACAGAUCGCGCAUCUCCGAUAGUUUACGCGGGCCUUUGGUCGUCUAAAUGACUGCCCCCGGGUUAAUCACGCGAGAUCGCAACUAAGUAAAAGGUCUGAAGUGGUCCUGGCCAGCCUUAUGUUGACUUCCCCACCCCUUGGGGGAACGAAGAGGGUGACCACUCAAACGGGCUGAGCUGAGAGAACGAGGUUGACCCGGUGUCUGCCAAGCCAAGUCGCAAGACAUACGGCAAAAAAAAGAGGCUUUCUUCGGUAUUUAAUGAAGUAAAAUCAUUUUUAUAACUAUGGAUUUGCGUCAAUGUUAAUUAAUAUGAGGGAUUAUUCAAGUCAGUGGCCCAAGUCUUCAGCUGAGAGAUGCAUGCAGCCUGAAUAAAUUGCUAAUGCGUUGAAUGAGCUCGUAUUUAUUAAAUAAUCGGGACGAACUAUAAUAAAGUUUAAGCUCAUGAUGUAUCGAUAAAAGUUUAAUGUAACAAAGUCAAACCGGGUCAAAUUCUCGAGUCAAGGUCAGUUAUUUUUUCUCCGGACUCGUCCCAGGAAAUGGGCUUCUCUGGCCCAUAAUGGGCUUAUCCAGCCCGUUUUUGAACCAACUGCGAAUUAUUCCCAGGUGAUGCCAGAUAUUCCACGAAUAAAUAUAAACACUGGAUGAAAUAUGCAGAAAUUAAUAUUUUUGCCAAUAUUCGUGAAACCCACUGCCAAUAAUCAACGGCUACGUCGGCUGCGAGGAAAAUCCCAGGAAUUUUUUUUUCUCCUCUGGUCUGCGGUCCCGAAUACUUUGACCGGGGGGCCUAUUUUUCAUAGACGAAUUACGUGAAUGUCACCGCCUCGUUCGUCGACGAACCCACCGCAGACCAUGGAUCUUCCCCGCUCCCACGUUAUUCUAUCGAUUAAAUGGUAAUUAUAAUAAUCAGGUAGACUAUUCUCAUCGACUUUUCCUCACUAGCCGCGUCUCUCUCUCUCUCUCUCUCUCUCUCUCUCUAUCUGUGCAUAGGAGAAUUUCGCAUGCACGCACGAUUUAAUGCGACGAUGAUGAAGUAGGGUUUUCGUAAUCGUCACCAGCUUGAAAUCUGUCCCUUCACUGCGUGCGUCUCUUAGUUGGCUCCUGGCUGCAGUCCCCACCACGUGCUGCCGCCACAUUUGCUGCCAAGAGCAUCAUCGCCGCCACCACCACCUCUGCUGACUCCAUGGAUGUCGCCGUCAUUGUCGUCGAAGCUAUUUUGACUCACCGGCGCGUUUGGUCCGCGGCACGCCGCCGGCCUGACCCACCAAAACCGCCGACUUUAGCUGCUGGCCCAUUUUCGCCAACGGACCGGGUGCGACUUCGGCGGAGUAAGAUCAUGCACAAUGCCGUCUGA